Molecule: messenger RNA, 882 nt
Organism: Penicillium soppii
Lineage: Eukaryota; Fungi; Ascomycota; Eurotiomycetes; Eurotiales; Aspergillaceae
Product: tudor domain-containing protein
Exons: 3
Coding region: 1-882 (293 amino acids)
Biological process (GO): negative regulation of DNA-templated transcription
Molecular function (GO): DNA-binding transcription factor activity
Source: RefSeq, a predicted model, not a curated record
AUGUCCGACAUUGCUGCUCAGGAGGAAGAACUAAAGGAGUUCAAGCUUCAGGUUGGUCGCAAAUUACCCACACGUUAUGAAACUGUGGUGUCAAGUUUGCAGUCCGACCCUGAUAAUACAGAACUUGCGAGUCUCCAGACCGAACUUGGUGAACUCAUAAGCCUUACCGAAACUGCCAUUGCCGAACAAAAAGCCGAACAGCAGGCUGCGCCACCGAAACCUGCCCCCAAGGAGAACCGUUUCAAGAAUAACAGCUUCCAGAAGCCUGACCACACUGAUGAGGCACCCACCCCAACAGCCCCGGCCUCAUUUGCAGUCAACGAUACCGUUCUUGCCCGUUGGGUCUCCGGCGACAAUGCAUUCUACCCGGCCAAAAUCACAUCCAUGACAGGCUCCUCAACCAACCCAAUGUACUUGGUCUCAUUCAAGUCAUAUGGGACGGUGGAAAACUUGACGGCCAAGGACAUCCGACCCAUUUCUGGCUCUGACUCACGCAAACGCAAGGCUGAUGGAACCCCAGGCAGUUCGGCGUCUCCCUCGCCCGCGCCCCCCGGUGUGAUCUCCGCCGCAGCAGAUAUCAACCCCGCUCUUGCUACCCAGGCUCGCAGCGAGCCCAGUAUGGCUAGUGACGGACCCCCUCGUCCAGCUAAGGUCCCUCGCAAGGUGAAGGCGAACAAGGAGCUCGAGGAAGGAAAGAAUAAAUGGAAGGAUUUCGCAGCCAAGACUAAGGGCAAGGGAAAGUUUGGCAAGAAGGACAGCAUGUUCCGAACUGGUGAGGGUGUGAAUGCACGAGUUGGUUUCACAGGUUCCGGCCAAACCAUGCGAAACGACCCGACACGAUCUCGCCACAUCUACCAACAAGCCGAGGAUGAUGGCUAUUAG